AUGCCGUUGUUCAACACGCGCCAGCCAGCCUCACUCUGUGAGCGCUGCAAGGUGGUGGCUUUUGACGAUGCCGAAUUUGAAGGCUUCAAACGAGUCAAGACCAAAGACGGUGACUUCCUAGGCUACGACCUCCCUGAAAAACAGCAGGAAAGUGAUGAGGAGUUCGAGUUCCGACUCGACUUUGACUUGGAUGAUACUUUUCCGCACCUCCCUGAGCUCACCCAAGGCGCGGCAGAUGGCUGUGGCUUCUGCGGCUAUCUCAAGCACCUCUUGCUGUCCGAUGACGUUCAGUGCCGAUUAGGCGACAUGAUCGUAGACCGGGGGGAUCGAGAGCUCCCUGUCUCCAUUUUCCUCUACUAUCGCUGGGGCACAUGGCUAUUCUUUGACAGUGACGGGCUGGACUCAUUGGUGGUUGGCCUUUUUAUGAACGCGCGGGGUUUCCAAACCAUCGACAACAAUGUGGACCUUGAGAUGGAGGUCAUUCUGAGUGUGGGAUCUGACGAAACUGUCGAUUCUGCCGGCGAUGCAUGUGCAGACUGGCUGAGGCUAUGGCCGUCCACGCAGACUGACCACCUGACGGAACAGAAGCUGAAUUGGAUAUCGUCUCAUAUACUGGACUGUUCUGAGGGCCGGCAUUCACGUAAAUGCUUACCUGGAGAUCGGGAAAAUGCCUCAUCUCUUCCAACCCGUCUGGUGGAUAUUACUGGGCCGAUUCCUCGCCUGGUCUACGCAGACCAGAUCAUCGCCGAAGUUGCGCGUAAUGGACAAGAAAUUCCGAAAUAUGCAGCUUUGAGUUACUGCUGGGGGCUGGAGUCUCAUGCACGAGACCAGCUCAAAACCACAAGAGCAUCAGAAGAGAGGAUGCGAUUGGGGAUACCAAUUGAAUUCUUGACAGGAACCAUAAGGGACGCUGUGCAGGUUGCUCGAGCGUUUCAAAUUCCUUUCCUCUGGGUGGACAGUCUCUGCAUCAUCCAGGAUGACAUUGCCGAUUGGGAGCGAGAAGCAAGUCGAAUGGGUAUAGUAUACUCCAAUGCCUUUGUCACUUUCUGCUCCUUGGGCUCAUCCUGCCACACGAGCUUCCUGCAGCCUCCUUCUCCAACUAUUCUCAUCCCAUUCCAGUCAUCUCUCAAUGAAAAGGCCAAGGGCGCGUAUGUGCUGCGCUACUCGACUUGUGUCAUUGGCAAAGUCAACGCAAACCAUCUCCUCGCAGACGUUUCCAGUAGCCGCUGGCUUCAACGCGGUUGGGCCCAUCAAGAGUACGUCAUGUCAGCGCGCCUAGUUAUCUUCGGGCUUCACUUUGUCCACUUCCUCUGCCCGUCGAUAACAGCUGCAGAGAAUGAGGAGCCUGAGAGCAUACAGUGGCAGUUCCUUCUUCGCGGCGUUGCGACAGAUCCCGAAGAAUUAUACAAUGAAUGGGGUAAGAGUAUCGCCCCCAUUUAUUCAGAUAGGCAAUUCACAAAGCCCGAGGACGCCCUGCCGGCAAUAUCAGGCCUCGCAAGGUAUUUUUCCACCGUUUUGGCGGACGAAUAUGUCGCCGGACUCUGGAAAAGGGACAUGUUAAGAGGGCUCAUAUGGUCAUAUUGUCGGCACCCAGGAUCAGGCUUUCCCCAUAUGAACGAUCUUCUUAAGAGAUUAAGCCAGAGGAAUCCAUACAUUGCCCCUUCCUGGUCAUGGAUCGGGCGGCGGGUCGUUGAUAUGGAUCUAUACCGGAAUGUACAGGACACUCGAGGAGGCUUUCAAAGCCUUUGCGAUAUUGAAGUAACCGUGGACAUCCAGGGUCAGAAUCCAUUUGGCCGAAUCUCAUAUGCGCAACUGAGGGUCACUGCUCCGACAUAUACCUUUUCGGAUACGACAAUCUCACAAAAUGCUGCUGACAGAGGGCAUGUUGAAAUUAGUCUGCCGGAUGGGACAGUAGUGUCUUGCGCCAUCGAUUGGGCUUAUCCGAGGCUAGAGGGUAAGUUCAAGCUGAUCGUGAUUGGAUCAGUAGAUUGGGAGAAUACCAAAAAGAGUCGGGCACAGCGCAAAGCAGUCGGGUCAACGCUUGGCAGCUUGCCCGAGGGCGAGUUAUCGAAAAGAGAAAACAUCGAUGUCUAUGGCCUUCUUUUACACGUGGCGCCCCAAGAGGACCGAUUUUAUCGGGUGGGUGCAUUCAACUCGUACUAUCAACAGGGCGGAGGUUUUCAGCUUUUGGAUUCUUGCGAGACAGAGACAGUGUGCAUCAUAUAG
Messenger RNA from Clonostachys byssicola, 2226 nucleotides. NCBI's taxonomy places the organism in Eukaryota, Fungi, Ascomycota, Sordariomycetes, Hypocreales, Bionectriaceae. The record is from the annotation of a GenBank genome assembly.